CACAUUGAAUCAGCAGACAGUGUAUAUGACUGGAUACGUGGGACAGUCUGUCCUUCUGCCCUGCUCCUGCUCUCAACUACAAGCCAAACCACACACUCUCAGAUGGAUGUUUUAUAAAGGAUCUGAUUAUAAAGAAAUCUUCCCAAAGGACCAGACAAAUCUCUACACACACAGAGUUCGGCUCAUUAAUGAUCUUCAUCCAGGAAAUCUCUCUCUACUCAUAUCACACCUGACUGUAGAAGAUGGAGGAUAUUACAAGUGUGAGAUCAGCAACAAUGACUAUAAAGACGUCUCACUCACAGUUAAAGAGGCUACAAAAAGACCUUUACAAGAAGACACACCAAAGAACAAACCCACUUCCACAGCAGUUCUUGUAGACGUCACACCUACAAAACCAACCCUGGUGGUCGAGAACAAAAUGAACACACACCCUGAAACAUCUGGAAAAGAGUCUCUCCCCUUCGUCCCCUUCGCUGUGGUGACUGUGAUCUUUCUGCACAUCAUCGUAGCUGUGGUCUAUUGCAGCACCAGAAAGAAAGACUCUCCAUAUAGUCCUGAUAGAGUUCAUUACAGCAGAGCUGAUGGAGAUGGAAAAGUGAAUCUGCAGUAGAGAACAUCAUCAGCAGAAGAGACACAUGUUUAACAGCAGCGACCCUCAACACACCUGAUUAACAGAUCAGAUAGUU
Messenger RNA from Clarias gariepinus (North African catfish), 686 nucleotides. RefSeq names its product cell adhesion molecule DSCAM-like. The record is from RefSeq and is a predicted model, not a curated record. Bases 26 to 610 code for a protein of 194 amino acids. Lineage: Eukaryota; Metazoa; Chordata; Actinopteri; Siluriformes; Clariidae. Gene Ontology annotation, biological process: negative regulation of T cell proliferation; positive regulation of T cell proliferation; cell surface receptor signaling pathway. Gene Ontology annotation, cellular component: external side of plasma membrane. The transcript has 5 exons.